CACCAAUCGACUUGACAGGCAGCUGACUGACAGGGGCGCGCCCCUCACACACACAUGUAUGCUAUGCAGCACAGAGUGAGUCCAUGGACUCACUUCCUCCCCAGCAGCUUCCUCCGCUUUAUCUUUGACAGGGGCCGGAUGAGCGGAUCCGUCAUCGACACCUAUACACAAUGGUUUGAACCGACCAGCACAGAUACACACGCACAGUUGCAAAGUGUGUGCCCCGCCUUGUGUUUGUCUGUGUGGGUGUGGUGUGGUGUGCGCACCCGCUGCUCCUUGUUCUUGAAGGGCUUCCUGCGCGGGGUGAAGUCGGCAUUCAGGGCUGCACACACACACACACACACACACAUGGAUGGGGAGCAUGUCGGUCGGCUGAGUCAUAUGAGUCUGUCUAAGCAAGUCUGACACGUACUUACGUCCGAGAGGCUGCAGCACCUGCAGCUGCUGGUCCACCUUCCAAAGCAGCUCCUUGUCCCUGUUAGUUCGGUCCACACACACGCAUGCCAUGCACACGUGCGUGCGCGGCAACGAAUUCAUAUGUAUGUCGACUGACUGAAUGACCGGAAGUGCAUGGCGUGGUAGAGCUGCUUGAGGACUUUCAGCUCAGCGUACUCGAGCUCGUCGAUGGCCUGCUGGUAGGCCUUGGACAGGUCGGCGAACAGCGGCACGUCACGCACCUUCUGCCAACCAUACGCCCACCCAAUGCGAACCUGACAUACACACACACAGCCAACCGGCCAGAUCGAUGGAGGGAUACAGGCACAUGUGUGUCUGUGUGUGUGCCCUGUGGAUGUCAUGUUGUCCUCUGUGUGUGUGUGUGUGUGUGUGUGUGUGCUGACGAGCUCCUUCGGAGUGAAUGCUCCGUAAGGCUCCUUCUGGAUCCUCUCGCGAACUGCCAUGCAUGCCACACGUCACACAUGUGUGUCGAGAGUGACAGCCACCUCCCUCCAUCCCUUCCUUCCCUCAUGUGCAUACUUCCAUCCCUUCCUUCCCUCAUUAUGGUGCAUACAUACUUACUUUUAGGUGCGAGUUGUUCGUAGAGCUCCCUCCCCUCCCUGUAGUUGAGCUUGGCCAGGCUGAACACCGCCCUGUACACCAUCCACCGGCUCAUCUCGCCCGCCCGCCCCCUCAGCCGUCGCACAAGCUCAUCCAGCACCGCCCUGUGGUCUCCCUUCGGAUGCAGCACUGCCAGGCCCCAUAUCACCGUCACAUGAUCACCCACAGUCAUGCCCUCGUCCAUCCUCUUGCAGUAGAACGGCAGCACCCGCAUGAACGUGUUGGCGCACUUGAGCUCGAUGAAGCGGGUCAGCAACAGCCGUGUGGUGGCCGCGUCUUGGGUGGUCUCGAGGCAGCUGAUGACUCUGUCCGUCAAGGCUGCGUAGUGAGGCCCGGCUUUCUUGACGUUGCCGGCCCUGAUGAGCUUGCGCAGGAAGAGGUCGGCAUCUGUGGCUGUGAAGGUCAGCUUGGAGUUGGCGGCCACCUCCAAGAUCUCGCGGGCGCUCAGCGGUGCUGCCAGAGCUGUGGCGAAGACCGACUUGGAUGGGAGGCGAGAGAAGAUCAGUCGAGAUCGAUUCAUCCCGUGGCGAGAGCAUCACCAGCGCGUGCCAUUCGUGGAAGAUGACUUCUUCG
Molecule: messenger RNA, 1629 nt
Organism: Vitrella brassicaformis
Lineage: Eukaryota; Vitrellaceae
Source: the annotation of a GenBank genome assembly